Molecule: messenger RNA, 799 nt
Organism: Physcomitrium patens
Lineage: Eukaryota; Viridiplantae; Streptophyta; Bryopsida; Funariales; Funariaceae
Biological process (GO): rRNA processing
Cellular component (GO): Mpp10 complex; nucleolus; small-subunit processome
Molecular function (GO): snoRNA binding; rRNA primary transcript binding
Source: RefSeq, a predicted model, not a curated record
UAGGGCUUUUGCGGUUGAAGGGUUUAGCAUCGCUCCAUUGCUAUGGUCCUGGCCACUUCGUCGUUCUCUGGAGUUCUGUAGAUUUUCUCGUCUGUGUGUGUUCGCUCUGUGGAUUGAGUUGUCACGAUGUUGCGAAGGAACACACGUUUGCGGCGUGAGUAUCUGUAUCGCAAGAGCUUAGAAGGGAAAGAGCGCGUGCUGUAUGAGAAGAAAAGAAAAAUCAGGCAGGCUCUCGCUGAGGGGAAGCCCAUACCUACUGAGCUAAGGAACGAAGAGGCUGCUCUUCGUCAGGAAAUAGAUCUCGAAGACGACCAGACUCAGGAAUUGAAGAGCACUAUUGACGACGAAUAUAGUAAUGCUGGCAUUGAAAAUCCUAAGAUUCUUCUGACCACGUCGCGUGAUCCGAGUAGUCGGCUUAUGCAAAAUCGCCAAGUUUUAGUUGAUCUCAUAUGCUGACAAAUUCUUGAACCAGAAAGUAUUGUGAGGAUGAAGACUGUAACUAGUAGGCUCAUCAUGGGAAGCGCCACCGGUCUAUUUAGUAAUGCGCAUGGAAUAAUUUCCACACCCAACAUAAAUGAGACUCGUUGCUAUCUUCCUGUUAGGCGGAAUUCACGUCUUCGAAAGAUGCUUCAUCCGAAAGUCAUUCUAAAAUACACAAUCAAAGAUGAAAAAUGAACGCAUGCUAAUCAAAUAAAAAAACAAAUUUCUUGGUAUGUGUGUGUCACAGCCUAGAAUUCGUAGUGAAAAGGGUAAUUUAAAUAAAAGUUGAGAAAGACUGGUACAAAGCUCAUUUUUCAAA